ACAACCAGCACAGUCCUGUUGUUGGCGCCCACAAGCCGCUCUUGAAAUUCUACAUCUUUCGCGCUUCCUACUCUGUCCCACUGGCAGCCUCCUCUCCUGGUUGGGCGCGUUUGGUACAAGAAGGCUCUUUGCCUCGCCGUAUUCUGUUGUCCCUCGCACUUUCCCGCCCGGGCGACAUGGCUAUCAUCGCCAAUGCCACAGCUUGCGCCAUCGCCGCCGCUAGCGCCUCAUCGUGCGCCGUCCUCGAUCCAGCCAGUGCUUUCUCGCCCUGUCACGCUGCACCCGCCGCUGCCUCCCCGUUGCUCCUAAACGUCUUCCUUUAUCUCCUCCUCGCCUCGCUCCUCGCCCUCGCCGCCCUUGUCGCCAUCGUCGUCGUCGUCGCGUCGCGAUGGGCCGGAAUAGGCGCCACCGCUGCGUCCUCCACCGACCACCCCUCCACGUCGGAUACUACGGAUCAUGACUCUCAUGAUUCCCCUUCCGCCAACCCGUACGAUGUCUUCCGCCCGGCGCCCGUUUCCCCGGCCAAGGCGCGCGUGCGCGCGGUGCUGAAGGUGCUCAUCCCCGCGGCCGUGCGCGCGAUCAACUGGGCGGGGCGGCAGUGCGGCGCAGUUGCGCCGUGGUUCCGCCCGCUGGACUGGCUGAUCCCCUUCGACGAGGCCGCCAUGCUGCGGUGCGCGCAGUGGUGCACGGGGCUCAGCGACUUCGGCGACAUGAGCUUCGCGACGGCCAUGCGACUCGCGGCGAAGGACGCGCGCGAGAAUGCGAACCUGUCGACGUUCGGGCGGAUCGCCAUCUGGCUCGACGUGCAGCGGCUGCUGCAAUGCCGGCUGCAGCUGGUGGAGCACCGGAAGCAGCACCCCGAGAUCGAGGACGAACGCAUCAAGUCGCCCCUGGUGGUGCUGGGCAUGCCGCGCACGGGCACGACGCUGCUGUUCAACCUGCUCUCGCUCGACUCGCGCACCUUCCGCACGCCACGCACGUGGGAGUGCCACCACGUGUACCCGCCGCCGCAGCGCGCGUCGUACGAGAGCGACCCGCGCGCGGGGCUGAUGGAGGAGUCGCUGUUCGCGCUGGACGCGCUCGUGCCCGACCUCAAACACAUCCACCACAUGACGGCGCGCGGCCCGCAGGAGACCUUCGAACUCAUGUGCUACGACUGCACGUCGUUCGUGCUGCCGUUCGCAUACCUGCACGCGCCCGAGUACCUGGACUGGUUCAUGGCGUCGCACAUCACGCCCACCUACCGCUUCCUGCGCUGGCAGCUGCAGUACCUGCAGCACCAUGGUCCCUCGGCGCCGCACUGGCUGCUGAAGAGCCCCGAGCACAUCUUCUCCCUGCCCGCGCUGCUCGAGGUGUUCCCCGACGCGCGCGUCGUGUGCACACACCGCGACCCCCUGCGGGUGCUGCCGUCCGCGCACUCCCUCAUGCGCUGCUUCCGCUCCCUCACGUGCGAGCAAGUGGAUGACGCCACCAUCUCCACUCUGUGGGCCCCACACCUGGCGCGUGCCCUGGACAGCAUGAUUGCCCUGCGGGAGAAGGCCGCUGAGAGGGAGAGGAUGACGGCGGAGCCAGAGUCAGAGGACAGCAGCAGCGACGACUGCAGCAGCAUCUGCAGCGACAGCAGCCGCAGCAGCAGCGGCAUUGCCAGCACCAGCACCGACUCUGACGAUGAUGAAGGGGACGGCGGGGACGUGGAUAUUGCCAGCAACACUGACAGCAACGAUGGGGAGGAGGAAGAGGAGGAGCAUGAGGGGGGGGCAGGGGAGUGGCGUGCGUCGCUGGCGGUGGACGUGCUGUACCACGAGUUCGUGCGCGACCCCAUAGCGCAGAUCCGGCGCAUCUACGCGCACUACGGCGAGGAGCUCUCCCCGUGGGCGGAGCGCCGCAUGCGCCUGUACCUGGCGGAAGAUGCCAAGGAGCGCAAGGCUCAUCGCCACAUGUACCGGUGGGAAGACACGCACCUGGACAAGCAGGAGCAGAGGGCGCGCUUUGCACACUACAUGCAGCACUUUGGCGUGCAGCACGAGGCGUGAGAGGGCGGCGAAGGGGGGUUGGGGCAUGAGGGAUGGAGUCGAGAGAUGAGGAUGGAGUUGCAGCAAGAGACAUGUGGAAGCAAUGCGAAAUCACCUGAAGGCUGAAGCUGUUACGCUCAUGGGAUGACCAGGACAGGCGCACCAUGGGGGUGCGGCAUUGCUGCUUAGCGUGUCCUGGGUUGUUGAAUGUGGACUGUCUAGUGAUGGCAGGGAAGCAGAAUGUAUGUACGGGUCUGUCCGCAGAGCUGCCCAUACCCUCUGCUGCCCUGCCAAUGCCGGUAGUUGCUGGUUGUGUCUCCAUUAUUCUCCCAGGCAACUCAAACCCAAAGGGACCGCCCAGCAUCAUGCCAGGGCGUGCCCUUUGUUUUUGAAGUGCUUGGACAUGUGCUUGUGUUCGCUUUGUUGUUUUUUGCUUUGAUGUGUGUUUUGGUGAGGUUGGGAUGGGACCUGUGAAUGAAGGGUUUAGUUUCAGACCUUGUACACAAUCGUCCAGCUCAGCGUAUUACUCUCUGUGUCUCAGCUCACAAGUAUUGUGUAUCAACAA
Messenger RNA from Closterium sp. NIES-67, 2577 nucleotides. NCBI's taxonomy places the organism in Eukaryota, Viridiplantae, Streptophyta, Zygnematophyceae, Desmidiales, Closteriaceae. The record is from the annotation of a GenBank genome assembly.